This is a messenger RNA of Scomber japonicus (chub mackerel), 3387 nucleotides long. It is a transcript of the gene adcy3a, whose product is annotated as adenylate cyclase 3a. The transcript has 20 exons. Gene Ontology annotation, biological process: intracellular signal transduction; adenylate cyclase-activating G protein-coupled receptor signaling pathway; cAMP biosynthetic process. Gene Ontology annotation, cellular component: plasma membrane. The record is from RefSeq and is a predicted model, not a curated record. NCBI's taxonomy places the organism in Eukaryota, Metazoa, Chordata, Actinopteri, Scombriformes, Scombridae. Bases 1 to 3387 code for a protein of 1128 amino acids. Gene Ontology annotation, molecular function: adenylate cyclase activity.
AUGCCGAGGAACAGAGCCUUCUCAGAACCCGAGUACUCUGCAGAGUAUUCGGCGGACUGCUCGGUGACGCUGCCCUCUGAUCCCGGGCAGGCGGUGGGGCGAACACAUGAGGUCACAGUUCGGAGCUCAGGAUGCUGCCUUUGCCUCCCUCGGUUCAUGCGCCUCACCUUUGCACCCGAGUCUCUGGAGAACCUUUACCAGACCUACUUCAGACGGCAGAGACAUGAAACCCUGCUGGUGCUGGUUGUGUUUGCCGCCCUCUUUGAUAGCUACAUCAUUGUCAUGUGCGCGGUGGUCUACACCUCUGACAAGCUGGCCUCUGUUUUAGUGGCAUCAGUGGGACUGGCAGCAGAUAUCAUCCUCUACCUGCUGUGCCGCUUCGGGUUACUGCCAGACCGUAUUUCGCGACGGGUGGUGCCCUACGCCCUGUGGGUGCUCAUAGCAGCUCAAAUAUUCUGCUACCUGGGUCUGAACUAUGCUCGCUUCCACCAGGCCAGCGACACAGUGGGCUGGCAGGCUUUCUUCAGCUUCUCCUUUUUCCUGACUCUGCCUUUGAGGUUGACACCCAUCGUACUCAUCACUACUGUAUCCUGCGGGGUCCACACCCUGGUUCUGGGGGUCACCAUCGCCCAGCAGCAGCAGGAGGACAUCAAGGGGGCAGCACUUGGCAGACAGCUUCUGGCCAACAUUGUGAUCUACAUUUGUGCCAUCACGGUGGGAGUCAUGUCAUACUACAUGGCAGACAGGAAGCAUCGGAAGGCCUUUCUGGAGGCCAGACAGUCACUGGAGGUCAAACUUAAUCUGGAGGAGCAGAGCCAGCAACAGGAACGUCUGCUGCUGUCCAUCCUUCCAAAGCACAUAGCAGAUGAGAUGCUGCAGGACAUGAAGAAGGAGCCCAGUCAGAAAGAGAUGCAGCAGUUCAACACCAUGUAUAUGUACAGACAUGAAAACGUUAGUAUUUUGUUUGCAGACAUUGUGGGCUUCACCCAGCUGUCAUCAUCCUGCAGCGCUCAGGAGCUGGUCAAACUACUCAAUGAGCUCUUUGCUCGCUUUGACAAACUGGCUGCAAAAUAUCACCAGCUGAGGAUUAAGAUCCUAGGAGACUGCUACUACUGCAUCUGUGGGCUUCCAGACUACAGGGAGGACCACGCUGCCUGCUCCAUCAUGAUGGGCCUGGCCAUGGUGGAAGCCAUCUCGUAUGUCCGGGAGAAGACCCAGACAGAUGUUGACAUGCGGGUUGGAGUCCACAGUGGAACAGUCCUGGGGGGAGUGCUGGGCCAGAAACGUUGGCAGUAUGAUGUGUGGUCCACUGAUGUCACUGUAGCCAACAAAAUGGAAGCUGGAGGUAUACCAGGUCGUGUCCACAUCUCACAGAGCACCAUGGAGUGUCUUCAUGGAGAGUUUGAUGUGGAGCCAGGGAAUGGAGGUGAUCGCUGUGACUACCUGAGGGAGAGGGGCAUCGACACCUACCUGGUGGUUGUUCCUAAAGGACCUUUGGGAAAGAAUGGCAUCAAUGGUGUAAAGCUGUCUGUAACCUCUUCCAAUGGAAACUCCCCGCUGUUAAUCAACACCACAGAAUGUAACGGCAGUGUAAAUACAGCCUGCACCACACCAGAGGAACCUGAAGAACUGGACACAAGGGUGGUGAACCCAUCUUUUCCUAACCCCCGACGAAGGCUGCGUCUGCGUGACCUGGCUGAAAGAGUGAUUGAUGCUCAGGAGAACGAACAGGAGCUCAACAAACUGCUCAACGAAGCUCUGCUGGAGAGAGAGACAGUCCAAGCUCUGAAGGGUAAACACACCAACCGACUCUCCCUGAGGUUUGUGGAUCCGGAGCUGGAGACUCGUUACUCGGUAGAGAAGGAGAAGCAGAGUGGAGCUGCCUUCUCCUGCUCCUGUGUGGUCCUGCUCUUCACUGCAACUAUGGAGGCACUCAUAGACCCCUGGCUGAUUGCAAACUACAUCACCUUUGCAGUGGGAGAAGUCCUGCUGCUAAUCCUGACAAUCUGUUCUCUGGCUGCCAUCUUCCCUAGAGUCUUUCCCAAGAAGCUGGUGUCUUUCUCCACCUGGAUAGACCACACCCGCUGGGCUCGUAACACCUGGGCCAUGGCAGCCAUCUUCAUCCUCACCAUGGCUGACAUCAUGGAUAUGCUGAGUUGUCUGCCUCGAGCCCCAGAUUCAGUCAGCACCACAGUGGCUCCCUCCUCCUCAUCAUCAUCAUCCUCAUCCUCCUCCUCCACAUGGUCUGGUCCUAAUAGUUGCCUGGACAACCCCAAAUAUUACAGUUUCAUUGCUGUGCUGGCACUCAUGGCCACCACUAUGCUCGUUCAAGUGAGUCACAUGGUGAAGCUCACACUGAUGCUGCUCAUCACCGUGGCUACAGGCAUCGUAAACAUCUACAGCUGGAGAGACAUCUUCGACUGCUAUGACAUGGCACGCUUCCAGGACUACAGGUCAUACUUGGUUCCCUCCAAGAUCACAAUGACAGUUAUGAUCUUCAUUAUGAUGGUCAGCUUCUAUUAUUUCUCCAGACAUGUGGAGAAGCUCGCCCGCACCCUGUUCCUGUGGAAGAUUGAGGUCCAUGAGCAGAAGGAGAAGGUGUAUGAGAUGAGGCGCUGGAACGAAGCACUGGUGACCAACAUGCUGCCUGAACAUGUCGCUCGACACUUCCUGGGUUCUAAGAAAAGGGACGAGGAGUUGUACAGUCAAUCCUACGAUGAGAUCGGGGUGAUGUUUGCCUCCAUCCCCAACUUCUCUGACUUCUACACAGAGGAGAGCAUCAAUAAUGGAGGGAUUGAAUGCUUACGGUUCCUCAACGAGAUCAUCUCAGACUUUGACAGUCUGUUGGAUGAGACUCAGUUCCGCUGCAUCACAAAGAUCAAGACCAUCGGCAGCACCUACAUGGCAGCAUCAGGUGUCACCCCAGACGUCAGCAAUGGCUACACCUGUAUGAAGAAGGAGGAGCAGUCUGACAGAGAGCGCUGGCAACACCUGGCAGACCUGGCAGACUUUGCUCUGGCCAUGAAGGUUACACUCAUGAACAUCAACUACCAGUCAUUCAACAACUUCAUGCUACGCAUCGGUCUGAAUAAAGGUGGAGUGUUAGCAGGAGUGAUCGGUGCCCGUAAACCCCACUAUGACAUCUGGGGCAACACUGUGAAUGUGGCCAGUCGCAUGGAGUCCACAGGAGUGAUGGGAAACAUUCAGGUUGUGGAGGACUGCUAUAACAUCCUGAAGGAGUACGGCUUCCGCUUUGUGAGGAGGGGGCCCAUCUUUGUGAAGGGGAAAGGAGAGCUGCUCACCUAUUUUCUUAAGGGAAGAGACAAACAAGGCUCAUUUAUCAAUGGCUCCUCUGUCACUCUGCCACACCAGGUGGUGGACAGCUAG